This is a messenger RNA of Odontomachus brunneus, 3047 nucleotides long. It is a transcript of the gene Bcat, whose product is annotated as branched-chain-amino-acid aminotransferase, cytosolic. NCBI's taxonomy places the organism in Eukaryota, Metazoa, Arthropoda, Insecta, Hymenoptera, Formicidae. The coding region runs from base 614 to 1843 and encodes 409 amino acids. The transcript is spliced from 7 exons. The record is from RefSeq and is a predicted model, not a curated record. Gene Ontology annotation, cellular component: mitochondrion. Gene Ontology annotation, molecular function: branched-chain-amino-acid:2-oxoglutarate transaminase activity. Gene Ontology annotation, biological process: L-valine biosynthetic process; L-leucine biosynthetic process.
CCUCCCACCUUCCUUCGCUCCCUCUCGCUUCCCCUCUGAGCACUGAUAAAUAAAAUAUUAACUGACGCUUAAUUCGAACAAGCUGUAUUCGUGAUCGGACGAUCGAGUCGACAAGCAGUGAACCAACGAGAACGGUCGUUCCACCUGAGCAAACGCGAUCAAGUUUUUCCCACCCGCUCCAGAUACUUGCCGGCCCGUUACCGUACUCGUGUGUAUCGCGCGCGAUUGGUCCAUUCGUCGCUGUUGUGGCUACUUAGUAUAAAGAAGCUCUAGAACUAGCCGCAAUCAUUGUAGUUCAGUCCUGUCCGUAUCCAGUCCACUUUGCUCGCCGUUGAGUAAGGAAUACUUAUCGUCGGAAGUAAAGAAGCGAUAGAGAGAGGACCGAGCCAAGUUCAGGUUAAUUUCUCGACGUUCUGGAAUUUACACCCUUGCAAGAACUUACACCGAAAUCUUCGUGAAAGACGCGCGUCGAAGAGGACGCGCGCACAAGCAGUGCAUUCCCAUAUAAUGAGCUGCGGCGGAUACGUAAGGCAGCGAAAACGACCAGCAUCUACGAGCGUGCGUUACAUAUCCAGCAACUUUCUACGUCCAGCUCCCGUCUAAUCGGUCCAACAUGGUUCAGCCACGACGCAAGAUAUUAUCCUGCGCAAGUCUAAUUAAUCAGCUGCAGCAGAAUGUAAGAUGGAGCUCGUCCUUAAAAGUUAAAGAUGAAAACACAGUACCACACGUCUCACCUAAAAGGGACUCCUUUAAGUAUACAGACUUGUCUGUGCGCCUCGCAAACCCGCAUGAAUUGCGCUCUAAACCUGCGACUAGCCAACUUGCGUUCGGUAGACAUUUCACCGAUCAUAUGUUCAAAGUACAUUAUUAUGAAGCCUUGGGUGGCUGGCAGGCGCCAGAAAUUAUGCCUUUCGAAAAUAUAGUACUUCAUCCGGCAGCAAAAGUGCUUCAUUACGCAGUUGAGUUGUUUGAAGGUAUGAAAGCUUAUAGAGGUGUUGAUGGCAAAAUAAGAUUGUUUAGGCCAGAACUAAAUAUGGAGAGGAUGAAUAAUUCAGCAAUGAGAUCUGGUCUGCCUGCUUUCAGAGGAGAUGAAUUAAUUAAGUGCCUUAGUAGAUUGAUUAGUAUAGAUCAAGAAUGGGUGCCGCAUUCUACCGCCUCUAGUCUUUACAUUCGCCCCUCCUACAUAGGGAUCGAACCUACGCUCGGAGUUGGUGUAACAGAUUCGGCUUUGUUGUAUGUAAUUAUGUCACCUGUCGGAUCUUACUUUAAAACGCAAACCGGAGUCUCGUUACUCGCGGAUCCCAAAUACAUCAGGGCAUGGCCCGGCGGUUGCGGCAACUCCAAACUCGGCAGUAAUUACGGGCCUACGAUUCAAGUGCAACAGGAAGCCGCUGAUAAAGGUUUGCAGCAGGUGCUGUGGCUGUACGGAGAAGAUCAUCAGCUCACAGAAGUCGGCACCAUGAAUAUCUUCAUGGUUUAUAUAAACGACGACGGAAAAAAAGAGUUAGUCACACCGCCUUUGAACGGUAUGAUUUUACCCGGUGUUGUGAGAAACUCGCUCUUGGCUAUAUCAAGAGAAUGGAAUCAGUUUGAAGUUUCGGAGAGGAACAUCACUAUGAAGGAAGUGAUACAACUGCUUUCGGAAAACAGGCUAUUGGAGAUGUUCGGAGCAGGUACUGCGUGUGUAGUUAGUCCUAUAUCGUACAUUCAAUUUCUGGAUCAAGACUUGCACAUACCGACGCUCGAGCAGCCCGAAUCGAUUAACGAGAUGCUCCGGAAGCAUCUGUUGGACAUACAAUACGGCGUUAUACCGGAACAUCCGUGGAGCCUAACGAUUCAGUAAUAUGUAGCACACUGGAUUUACUCGAUUCUCAUCACGUCGAACGUUAUAUUUAUAUGCGUCGUGGGAUUUCAAUAAGUGCAAGUGUUUUAUAAUCAGCUCGAUCUUUCGUUUAGACUGAGUUUUAAAGACGAUAUCUUGCAAAGAUCUAUCGCGCCCGGCUCUUAUAAAACACUCGAAUUUACAAGUAUACUGCGACGUGUAUAUGUCGUGUAAAAUCGCUUUAUUAUAUAGAAGUGAAUUAAAUUAAUAUUUAUUUAUGUUUUUAUGACCGCUUCUACCGAAAAGAAGUACGUAAAAAAGGAACUUGCUUCUUGUGUACACAAAGAGAACAGUUUUUUAAGAUAUGAUAAAUUUUGUUAAAUUUAAACAAGGACCAUUUAAACAUUUCACCUGUUGGAGCAGACUAAACAAAACAAUUUUUACUUGGUCUGGCUUCCGGACUGACGCCGUAUUCUUCAUGGAUCUGUUUUCGACGCUUCAUUCCAGUUUACUUCAGGGAACUUCUUCAGGAAACUUCCUUAGACUGCGGUCGUUCUUCUACACUACUGAACUGACUAAACGUUGAAAACAAAUCGAUGAAGAACGUGGCACCAACUCAGAAGCCCGACCAAGCAUUUCAACACUUUGCGGAAGUUUAAAAUAUCAAUCCAAUACUAAAAUAUCAAGAUCAAAUUUAAGAUAUCAGUUUUGAUCUAACAAACGCGAUUGUUUGGCUUUACAGACAAUUUUAUUGUUUAAUUCAAUUAGAUUAUUUUUUUAGAUUAUUUGUGUAAUUGAAAUAAGAAAAUUGUUGUAUUUAAUUUCCUUAUUUUAAUAACAAAAAAAUUCAAUAAUUCUGUUAAAAUAAUUUUUAAAUAAAUAAGAGUACUGAGCCCAAAGAAUCCGUUCUCUCUGCGUAUGUAGAAAUUAUCUCUGUUAGAGAUCCUCUCUCGUAGGAAAAUGUAUCACCUUUUUUCCUCAAGACACAGUCUCGCAUUUCAUAUGUAGCGCUUAUAAUUGAGACGUAAUUAGCAAUAAUUAAUGUGCGAGUAUUGUGUUGAAUUAUAUAUUUGCGACUGUACAUAUAAUUAGUAUAAAUUUUACUAUUAUAUCGAAUGCAAUAUGUUAAUUGAUAAAGUUGAUACGAUGAUAAUAUGCACGUAAUUGUAAGUUUUAUAAAAAUACAAUUUUUAAUAAUAAAUAAUGACAUGUUAAUUCGAACGGA